Molecule: messenger RNA, 1248 nt
Organism: Striga asiatica
Lineage: Eukaryota; Viridiplantae; Streptophyta; Magnoliopsida; Lamiales; Orobanchaceae
Source: the annotation of a GenBank genome assembly
AUGCAUUCGGGUUACGAGUUACCCGGUCGCUGGCAACCAGCCGCCGAAAAUGACCCGGUUUUGCUAUCCAUGAAGCAGGCCCAAUAUUUUCCGGGCCAAUUCCUCGACCAGGCCCACAAUCUCCCGCCGCAAACCGGGCUGAGCCACCACUAUAUUGGCGGCGGACAAAAUCCAGCGUAUUUCCCGGCCGUGAAUUUCAAUCUAGGGCUGAAUGAGAUUUGCUUGAGAAACAAUGAUUGCAAUAAUAACAACAAUAUUAAUCAUGAAGAGGUGGAUAAUUAUAAUAUGAUCCAUGGGAGUAAGCUCCAUUGCUGGCAAAAUCAAUCAGAUUCGCCGCCGUCCAUUCCCGAUCACCACCUAAGGACCUGUUUGGAUGACGCCAAAAGCAAAACCCACUUUGGCGAGCUGGAGGCCAUAUACGCACCACUAGGCACAGCUGAGGUCAACCAAACAAGCCCUUGCGAAAAAACCGAUAGUCUGCCCGGGACCGCUGCCCGACCGCCCGAAUCUAGGAAAAAGUGGAAAAAGAAUGCGCGGGAAAAUAAUGGGCGUGUGAUUAGCCCGAUGGUGGAGUUUUUCGAGAGCUUGUUGAGGCAAGUGGUGGAGCACCAGGAGAAAAUGCACCGGAAGUUGGGGGAGGUGCUCGAGAGGAUGGAGGAGGAGAGGGUGGCUCGGGAGGAGGACUGGCGGAGGCAGGAGCUGGCGCGCCUCGAGCAGGAGUCGAAGGCGAGGGCCCGAGAGAAGGCACGCGCGAGGGAUCGGGAGGCCGUGAUCGUCUCGUAUUUGGAGAAGAUCACGGGCGAGAGGGUUGGGAUUUGUUCGGAUCCCGAACCGAUGGAGAUUGGCAUCCCCACCGACGAUGUCGGUCCACCAUCACUUUCACUUCCCUCUGCUUCUGCUGAGACAUCUUGGAAUGAUAACAGAGAACUACUAUGCUCGAUGGAAAAGAGAGUUUUUAGUUGGGAUCCAACGCACAACCGGGCCAUUAAGAAGAUAUGGAAAAACAAAUAUGCAACGUAUAGACAAAUCGGGCCAUUAAGAAGAUAUUCAGGUUCUUGUGUGAUUGACGUCCAUAAGCUUAACGAUCGUGCAUUGGAGCAGCAAAAUUUAGAGAGCGAAUCGUCCUCACUUUGCAGCCUAAUCGAGAAACUUCACAACACUAAUCACGAAGUGUCUUCUUCAACAAUGCCUCCAACUAAUCAUGACGAUGAUUGCAGGGCUGAGGAGGAAUUUGGAAAUGAUUAUGAC